CCCACGUGCAAUCAUGGCGUCAGUUGAAGAAUCUGAGGAGACUCCUGGCGAAUCCUUAACAGAUUCAUUAGCAAACCUUAAGCUAGAAGAUAGCCCAGAACGUGUGGUAACUCUUGAUGGCGACACAGCCCAAAAAGUAUCACUACUGGAUAAGUACUAUGGACCUUUACCUGAAGCUGAAGACAAAACUGAAGAAUUUGAUUACGUCAUAGAAGUACAUGGAUUCUCACCAAAUUUAAAGACAAAAGAUAUUUUAAAUGAAUUAUUUAUUAAUAAAAGUUCAGAAUUUAUGAAAUUAAAAUGGGUAGAUGACACCCACGCUUUAGCUAUUUAUACCUCAUCAUCCGAUGCUAGUUUUAUUGCUGAAUCAUCAUUCAAGAAUAUACAAACAAGGCUAUUGUCAGAUUCGAAUCACGAAGCAUCUAUUUUUAUAGCAAAGAGUUAUGCAAAAUCCAUCAGAGACUUUUUGUGCAGUAAAAAACCAUCUCAUUCAUCAACUGAGCUUGAAAGCAACUCAUCCAUACCAGAGAAGCCUCCAUUGUCAGCUAGUGUAGCAAGAAGAAUGAUAGGACAUGCUCUUGGAGUAAGGAUCACAGCCUCUCCUGAGCAGAAAGAGAAAGAGAACAGGUUAUGGAAGGAGGCUAAGGAGAAAAAGAAGCAAAGAAAAACUGACUGAAUGUAAAAAAAAUUUUUAUCUUGUAUUAUUUUAAUUUCACCAACAUUCAAUCUAUUUUUACUAACAAUAAAUAAGUACUAAUAAUAAAUAAAACAAGUUUUUACUGUACAAUGUGAAU
Messenger RNA from Amphimedon queenslandica, 794 nucleotides. RefSeq names its product coiled-coil domain-containing protein R3HCC1L-like. Lineage: Eukaryota; Metazoa; Porifera; Demospongiae; Haplosclerida; Niphatidae. Bases 14 to 676 code for a protein of 220 amino acids. The transcript has 6 exons. The record is from RefSeq and is a predicted model, not a curated record.